CAGAAGAGUCUCUGCUAUGCUCGUGUAUAACUCAAUAUAUACCUCGUGUGUUCUCCUCCGGAGUCUUAAAACCGGGGCACCAAAACACAAGCUACGUACGUGCAAAGUUCAGUCAGACUUUGAGUUGACAGACACCACACCAGCAAUGGCCGGAGCAGUAGACGAUCUGAAGCUGCUGGGCACGUGGUACAGCCCGUACGUCCUGCGAGUGCGCCUUGCUCUCAGCAUCAAGGGCAUCAGUUACGAGUAUGGGGAGGAGGACCUCCGGCACAAGAGCGAGCUGCUCCUCCGGUCAAACCCCGUCCACAACAAGGUCCCCGUGCUGAUCCACGGCGGCAAGCCCGUCUGCGAAUCGCUGGUCAUCCUACAGUACAUCGACGAGGCCUUCGGCGGUGCCGGCCCCGCCCUCCUCCCGGCCGACCCCUACGAGCGCGCCGUCGCCCGGUUCUGGGCCGCCUUCAUCGAGGACACGCUCGUGAAAGCGAUGAACCAGGCGUCAUGGAGCAAGACGGAGGGGGAGAAAGCGGAGGGGAACAAACAGGCGACUGCUGCGUUGAGGACCCUGGAGGCGGCCCUGAGGGAUAUCUCCAAGGGGAAGCCCUUCUUUGGAGGCGACAGCGCCGGGUAUGUGGACAUCGUGCUCGGCGGCCUCCUCGCAGGGGUGCGCGCCAUGGAGGCGAUGCUGGGCGUCAAGGCCUUCGACCCAGUCACGAUGCCGCUCCUGGCCGCAUGGGCGGACCACUUCGGCGCUCUGGACGCGGUGGUUGCCGUGAUGCCGGACGUGAGCAAGCUUGUGGAGCUCUUCAUCACGAUGCACGCUCAUAUUGCGGCCGAGGCCGCCACAGCAAACUAAUUAGAAAAGAUUACCAUUAUUAUUACUAUUUUGUGGAAAAAUGUUACCAUUAUUUAUUGGACCCGGAUAACCAAAAAUAAUUUGAUAAAGCGAAGAUGGGUAGGCAGCUCUCAAUGUUGUUUUCGCCAUCAGAUGAAACUAUACAACACCUCAUUCUCGAUU
This is a messenger RNA of Triticum aestivum (bread wheat), 1015 nucleotides long. Its product is annotated as probable glutathione S-transferase GSTU6. Gene Ontology annotation, cellular component: cytoplasm. Gene Ontology annotation, molecular function: glutathione transferase activity. Gene Ontology annotation, biological process: glutathione metabolic process. Lineage: Eukaryota; Viridiplantae; Streptophyta; Magnoliopsida; Poales; Poaceae. The transcript has 2 exons. The coding region runs from base 17 to 853 and encodes 278 amino acids. The record is from RefSeq and is a predicted model, not a curated record.